CCGCCCCUCCCCCGCGCGGCCCCGGCCCCCCUACCUACGCGCCGCGCUUGCCUCCCUCCGCCUCAGACUGUUUUGGUAGCAACGGCAACGGCGGCGGCGCGUCCCGGCCCGGCUCCCAGCGGCUCUUCGGUCUCUGCGGGCUUCCCCGCCCCUUCGUCGUCCUCCUUCUCCCCUUCGCCAGUCCGGCCGCCCCCCCGGCCGCGCCACCCCGCGCCUCCCCGCUCGGCGCCCGCGCGUCCCCGCCGCGCUCCGGCGUCUCCUCGGCGCGCCCGGCUCCCGGCUGUCCCCGCCCGGCGUGCGAGCCGGUGUAUGGGCCCCUCACCAUGUCGCUGAAGCCCCAGCCACAGCAGCAGCAGCAGCCUCCCGCGGCCGCCAGUGCCCGCAAGCCCGGAGGCGGCGGCCUUCUCACGUCGCCCGCUGCCGCGCCGCCGUCCUCGUCCUCAGUCUCGGCGUCCUCGGCCGCGGCUUCCUCCUCCUCCUCCGCUGCCGCAGCCGGCGCAGGCGGCGGGCGGCCGGGCCUGGGCAGAGGUCGAAACAAUAGCAAAGGACUGCCUCAGUCUACGAUUUCUUUUGAUGGAAUCUAUGCAAAUAUGAGGAUGGUUCAUAUACUUACAUCAGUUGUUGGAUCCAAAUGUGAAGUACAAGUGAAAAAUGGAGGUAUAUAUGAAGGAGUUUUUAAAACAUACAGUCCUAAGUGUGAUUUGGUACUUGAUGCUGCACAUGAGAAAAGUACAGAAUCCAGUUCGGGACCAAAACGUGAAGAAAUAAUGGAGAGUAUUUUGUUCAAGUGUUCAGAUUUUGUUGUGGUACAGUUUAAAGAUAUGGACUCCAGUUAUGCAAGAAGAGACGCUUUUACCGACUCUGCUAUCAGUGCUAAAGUGAAUGGUGAACACAAGGAGAAGGACCUGGAGCCCUGGGAUGCAGGUGAACUCUCAACCAGUGAGGAACUGGAGGCUUUGGAAAAUGACGUGUCUAAUGGAUGGGAUCCCAAUGAUAUGUUUCGAUAUAAUGAAGAAAAUUAUGGAGUAGUGUCUACAUAUGAUAGCAGUUUAUCUUCAUAUACGGUGCCCUUGGAAAGGGACAACUCAGAAGAAUUUUUAAAACGGGAAGCAAGGGCAAACCAGUUAGCAGAAGAAAUUGAAUCAAGUGCUCAGUACAAAGCUCGGGUGGCCCUGGAAAAUGAUGAUAGAAGUGAGGAAGAAAAAUAUACAGCAGUUCAGAGAAAUUCCAGUGAACGUGAGGGGCACAGCAUAAACACUAGAGAGGGAAAAUAAUAUAUUCCUCCUGGACAAAGAAAUAGAGAAGUCAUAUCCUGGGGAAGUGGGAGACAGAAUUCACCGCGUAUGGGCCAGCCUGGAUCAGGCUCCAUGCCAUCAAGAUCCACUUCUCACACUUCAGAUUUCAACCCGAAUUCUGGUUCAGACCAAAGAGUAGUUAAUGGAGGUGUUCCCUGGCCAUCGCCUUGCCCAUCUCCUUCCUCUCGCCCACCUUCUCGCUACCAGUCAGGUCCCAACUCUCUUCCACCUCGGGCAGCCACCCCUACACGGCCGCCCUCCAGGCCCCCCUCGCGGCCAUCCAGACCCCCGUCUCACCCCUCUGCUCAUGGUUCUCCAGCUCCUGUCUCUACUAUGCCUAAACGCAUGUCUUCAGAAGGGCCUCCAAGGAUGUCCCCAAAGGCCCAGCGACACCCUCGAAAUCACCGAGUUUCUGCUGGGAGGGGCUCUAUAUCUAGUGGCCUAGAAUUUGUAUCCCACAAUCCACCAAGUGAAGCAACUACUCCUCCAGUGGCAAGGACCAGUCCUGCAGGGGGAACGUGGUCAUCAGUGGUCAGUGGUGUUCCAAGAUUAUCUCCCAAAACUCACAGACCCAGGUCUCCCAGACAGAACAGUAUUGGAAAUACUCCCAGUGGGCCAGUGCUUGCUUCUCCCCAAGCUGGUAUCAUCCCAGCUGAGGCUGUCGCCAUGCCCAUUCCAUCAGCAUCUCCUACACCUGCUAGUCCUGCAUCCAACAGAGCUGUGACCCCAUCAAUGGAGGCUAAAGAUUCCAGGCUUCAAGAUCAGAGGCAGAACUCUCCUGCAGGAAAUAAAGAAAAUGUUAAGCCCAAUGAAACAUCACCUAGCUUUUCAAAAGCUGAAAAUAAAGGAAUAUCACCAGUUGUUUCUGAACAUAGAAAACAAAUUGAUGAUUUAAAGAAGUUUAAGAAUGAUUUUAGGUUACAGCCAAGUUCUUCUGAAUCUGUGGAUCAACUACUAAACAAAAAUAGAGAGGGAGAAAAAUCAAGAGAUUUGAUCAAAGACAAAAUUGAACCAAGUGCUAAGGAUUCUUUCAUUGAAAAUAGCAGCAGCAACUGCACCAGUGGCAGCAGCAAGCCGAACAGUCCCAGCAUCUCCCCUUCAGUACUUAAUAACACGGAGCACAAGAGGGGGCCUGAGGUUACGUCCCAAGGGGUUCAAACUUCUAGCCCAGCAUGUAAACAAGAGAAGGAUGAUAAAGAGGAGAAGAAAGAUGCAGCUGAGCAAGUUAGGAAAUCAACACUGAAUCCCAAUGCAAAGGAGUUCAACCCUCGCUCCUUUUCUCAGCCAAAGCCUUCUACAACCCCAACUUCUCCUCGGCCUCAAGCACAACCUAGUCCAUCUAUGGUGGGUCACCAACAACCAACUCCAGUUUAUACUCAGCCUGUUUGUUUUGCACCAAAUAUGAUGUAUCCGGUCCCAGUGAGCCCAGGCGUGCAACCUUUAUACCCAAUACCUAUGACGCCCAUGCCAGUGAAUCAAGCCAAGACAUAUAGAGCAGUACCAAAUAUGCCCCAACAGCGGCAAGACCAGCAUCAUCAGAGCACCAUGAUGCACCCAGCCUCUGCAGCAGGCCCGCCCAUCGUAGCCACCCCACCAGCUUACUCCACUCAGUAUGUUGCCUAUAGUCCUCAGCAGUUUCCAAAUCAGCCACUAGUUCAGCAUGUGCCACAUUAUCAGUCUCAGCAUCCUCAUGUUUAUAGUCCUGUAAUACAGGGUAAUGCUCGAAUGGUGGCACCACCAGCACAUGCCCAGCCUGGUUUAGUGUCCUCUUCCGCAACCCAGUACGGGGCUCACGAGCAGACACACGCAAUGUACGCAUGCCCCAAAUUACCAUACAACAAGGAGACAAGCCCUUCUUUCUACUUUGCCAUUUCCACGGGCUCCCUUGCUCAGCAGUAUGCUCACCCUAACACUACCCUGCACCCACAUACUCCACAUCCUCAGCCUUCAGCUACCCCCACCGGACAGCAACAAAGCCAACAUGGUGGAAGUCAUCCUGCACCCAGUCCUGUUCAGCACCAUCAGCACCAGGCCGCCCAGGCUCUCCAUCUGGCCAGUCCACAGCAACAGUCAGCCCUUUACCACGCGGGGCUCGCACCAACCCCACCUUCCAUGACACCUGCCUCCAAUACGCAGUCGCCACAGAAUAGUUUCCCAGCAGCACAACAGACCGUCUUUACAAUCCAUCCUUCUCAUGUUCAGCCGGCAUAUACCAAUCCACCCCACAUGGCCCAUGUACCUCAGUGUGCCAGUGAGGCUCUGGCAAGGUGUGGGCUAGAGAUCGGACACAGUUGGAGCUCUCUCUCAGAAUGCUACCUUGCUCAUGUACAGUCAGGAAUGGUUCCUUCUCAUCCAACUGCCCAUGCGCCAAUGAUGCUAAUGACGACACAGCCACCCGGCGGUCCCCAGGCCGCCCUCGCUCAAAGUGCACUACAGCCCAUUCCAGUCUCGACAACAGCGCAUUUCCCCUAUAUGACGCACCCUUCAGUACAAGCCCACCACCAACAGCAGUUGUAAGGCUGCCCUGGAGGAACCGAAAGGCCAAAUUCCUUCCUCCCUUCUUCUGCUUCUACCAACUGGAAGCACAGAAAACUAGAAUUUCAUUUAUUUUGUUUUUAAAAAUAUAUGUUGAUUUCUUGUAACAUCCAAUAGGAAUGCUAACAGUUCACUUGCAGUGGAAGAUAUUUGGACCGAGUAGAGGCAUUUAGGAACUUGUGGGCUGUUCCAUAAUUCCAUAUGCUGUUUCCAAGUCCCGCAAGUACCCCAGCUCUGCUUGCCAAAACUGGAAGUUAUUUAUUUUUUAAUGGCCCUCAAAAGUCAUGAACACAUCAGCUAGCAAAAGAAGUAACAAGAGUGAUUCUUGCUGCUAUUACUGCUAAAAAAAGAAAAAAAGAAAAAAAAAAAAGGAAAAAAUCAAGACUUGGAACACCCUUUUACUAAACUUGACAAAGGUUCGAUAAAUUCUUAACCGUCAAACUGACGGAUUAUUAUUUAUAAAUCAAGUUUGAUGAGGUGAUCACUGUCUACAGUGGUUCAACUUUUAAGUUAAGGGAAAAAACUUUUACUUUGUAGAUAAUAUAAAAUAAAAACUUAAAAAAAAAUUAAAAAAUAAAAAAAGUUUUAAAAACUGAUAUCAAGUUAGUGUGUGUUUGUCUAAGCUACUUCGUGUGCUAUAGGAAACUGGCUGUCGAGGCAGCUCAGUGAUGCUUUAACAUUCUGGAAGGUAGUGACUGUCAAUCACUUUUCUUCUUCACCUUUAGUUUUGGUUCAAGGUAUCUCUAGAAAAUGACAAGACUGAGAUAUUCUCUUUGGUGGAUUAGCAGUCGGCUUCAGAAGGAGGAAGGCUGGCCAGAGUUUGGGCAGCACUGAAAGUCCACAUCCUCAAGCUGGCGCUGAUUCUAAUGAUCAAAGGCAGAAGAUUUAUACCAGAUAAAGCCAUAUGGAUUGCUGGUCUAAAAUUCAAGGCAGGUUAGUUGACUUAAUUCUUUGGUGCUGGUGACUGUUAGUAUGGAAAAGUUCAGUAGUCAGGUGAAGAAAGCUUGGCGCUGGGAGCUGUCGAGUGAUACUCGGGGUCCACACAUAUGGCUAACUGGACGAAUUCUGCCACUUAAGUGUCCAGUUCGGUGCUCAGAGCUUUGCUCUUAGUUGCUGAUGUGGCCUCAGCUGCCAGUGAGGACUGGCAGGAGGGAAGUGUGAACUGUGGUAGACUAUCUGUAGCCAGCAGGGUACCUGCCCCACACUGGUGAGAGCACCUACCUUGGGGACAACUGUUCCCCUUCAGCCAGCUGGACCUGCUCUAGCAGAAAGGUAUUGGGUUAGUGUCACUUUUUCCAGGGCCAUGAAGGAACUUUUUGUCAGAAUAUAUAUGAGCUGUCCUGUAACGUGGACAGUUAGGAAGCAGUCUGGGGAUUGGUGACUUUCAGUUUUCAGGUAUAGACCUGGCAUGCCUCUUAGUGCUACCUGAGAGACGUGUGCUGAGAAACUGCUGAGAAGCGAGUGUCCCUAGCUGGAGGAUGUUUGAACUUGUGCCUGGAAGGAGGGCAUUUACUUGGUUGACUGUCCACCUUUCCCCUACAGAGAGGAGAAAAAUGUGGAUCGUUGACCAAUCAGAAUUGCCUUUGUCUUUUAAAAAAGAAAUCCAGACCCCCUAUGCCCCCCCAGAGAAACCUGCUUAUAGAAAAUAAAGACCAACAUCCGUAAAAAUGGACCAGGGGUGGGUGUGGUGGUGCUUGCCUGUGAUCCCAAUAUCUUGGGACGUGAGGCAGGAGGAGGAUUACAAGUCCAAGUAAGUUAACAAGUCCAAGACCAGCCUCAGCAACUUAGUAGGGCCCUGUUUCCAAAUAAAAAUUGAAAAGGACUGGGAACGUAGCUCGGUGGUAAAGAACCCCUGGGUUCAAUCCCCAGUAUUCAAACCAACAUACAAAAUGGACCCCAGAUCUGGAUCUGCUCUAUGAUCCAUGAACUCACCAGUAGAGUUUUCAGAUUGUAUGGAGGUGGCUACUUCCCCAACCCCCUGAAAUCCCCAGAAUAGCCUAGAAGUGAAAGUUUGAUCUCUGGAGUAGAGAAUGACUAGAGUGAAGAGACCACACCUUCCCCCCAUAAGGCAGGCAGUACUGUUUGGGGCUGAGGUUUCAUGUCACUUCCGAUUGAUGCAUCUGGGAAUGUUAAGCUGUGCUAAACUCCUGUUUCCUAGAUGCCACUGGUGGCAGCACUGAAUGGCUCUGCUAGCCUUCAGGCACUAGCACUGCCGCCCCCCUUGUUUAUGAGCCUUC
Molecule: messenger RNA, 6067 nt
Organism: Sciurus carolinensis (gray squirrel)
Lineage: Eukaryota; Metazoa; Chordata; Mammalia; Rodentia; Sciuridae
Gene: Atxn2
Product: ataxin 2
Exons: 28
Biological process (GO): cytoplasmic stress granule assembly
Cellular component (GO): cytoplasmic stress granule
Molecular function (GO): RNA binding
Source: RefSeq, a predicted model, not a curated record